This is a messenger RNA of Zea mays, 1844 nucleotides long. RefSeq lists its product as uncharacterized. The transcript has 10 exons. NCBI's taxonomy places the organism in Eukaryota, Viridiplantae, Streptophyta, Magnoliopsida, Poales, Poaceae. Bases 531 to 1541 code for a protein of 336 amino acids. The record is from RefSeq and is marked predicted. Gene Ontology annotation, cellular component: membrane.
AUUCCAUUCCAAGCAAGCGGUCCAGGUCGGAAAAACUUGCUCCAUCUCAUCCUCAUCGCGUCUCCCAGAUCACCUGACCCCGUGGUUGGUUGGUCCUCGUCGCGAUUGGUUCUUUCUUGGUCCGUUCGCUCACUUCUCGCCCUGUCUUUGCCUGCGGCUGCUGCUGCUCUGGGACAGGUGGGAGAGGAGGCGCCACACCCAGACGAGAGGCUUCCCGAGUCCACCGCCAGCACGAGUCCACCGCCGGCACUUUGACUCGGAGCCGGAGAUUCUUGCGAGGAACUGGCAGGGAUCUGCUGCCCAUCCGCAUAUCAUGCUGCAACAGUAGUUCACUCGUCGGAGGAAGGCGCAUCACACGAACUAGGUGGAAGGAACCGGACGGAGCUUGGAGAGGGCAAGCGGGCAAGGGGAGUGAGUAGUGGUUCUCGGUGUCUUCUUUAACCACUCUGUCCGAUCCGCUGGUGUGUCUGCGCGAUCCUGUUGACGAAUCAAUCGCCGGGACGGUUAAUUAAGCAUUCCAAUCCUCAGCCAUGGCCGUGGACACUACUCAACCGGAGUACUGGCUCAACUGGAGGUUCUUGCUGUGCGCGCUCUGGGUCUACUCCUGCAUGGCCUUGGCAUUCUUCCUGAUUAAGAAGUACGAGGGGGCCAGUUCACCGGACAGCAAUGGCGAUGACGGUGGAGACAGAGAAGAGGCGUUACCACGUGUCAGACCUGGUGUUGUUUAUCUUGAAGAUUGCUGGAAGACAUGCCUUGAGGGUAUCCACCCUGGCUGGCUGCUGGCAUUUCGCGUUGUGGCCUUCUUCGUUUUGGCUUCGCUGCUCGUGGUCGACAUCAUUACUGAUGGAUGGAGUAUCUUCCUAUACUACACUCAGUGGACGUUCUUGCUUGUCACCUUGUAUUUUGGGCUUGGAUCGUUACUUUCUAUAUAUGGAUGCUAUCAGUAUGUUUACAAUACUGGUGGGGAUAGAUAUGAUCCGGUAAGAUCUGGUGCAGAUCAUGGCACAUAUAUGAUAGCUCCAACUGCGGAAAGUGUAUAUGACCCUGCAAUCAAAAUUUCUCAUGACACUAAAACAAACAAUGGUGGAGAAAUAGCAGGAGUUUGGGGUUAUAUGUUCCAGAUCAUGUUUCAGACAAAUGCAGGUGCUGUGAUGAUUACAGAUUUGGUGUUCUGGUUUAUUCUGUACCCUUUCCUUGCCCACAAUCAGUACAAGAUGGAUUUUAUUCUGAUUGGGACACAUUCAAUCAACGUUGUCUUCAUAGUUGGAGAUGCAGCUCUAAACAGACUGCAUUUCCCGUGGUUUAGGAUAGCAUACUUCCUACUGUGGACGGGCAUUUUUGUUAAUGUUCAGUGGAUCGUCCACUUUUUCGUGUCAAUAGGGUGGCCUUACCCAUUUCUAGACUUGACAUUCCCUGGUGCACCUGUAUGGUACCUGGUGGUGGCACUGCUGCACCUCCCAUGCUACGGCAUGUUCGCCCUGGUGCUGAGGCUCAAGCAUAUGUUGCUGGAAAGCUGGUUCCCUCAAACUUAUGCGAAGUAAUCAAGGACGACAAUAGAUGGAGUUGGUUGUCUCUAUACGCUUCCUUCAGCAAAAAAAUUAAGCGGAGGUUCUGCAAACUGUAUGCACCACGGAAUCACAUUGAAAUAGAUCACACCUGUCUGUCGACGGGUUUCUCCGGAAGUGGACAUGUAGAUUGACAGAGCAUGUUCCAAAAAUUUCGAGACCAGCAGCUUAUUUAAACCAGCUGUUGUCUCCAGCAUCAUACCCUUUUUUUUGUUUACCCCCAAUGGAGAUAUCAGACAUGUGUACAGUCCGCUAAUAUAUUCAAUCGUUUCCAGCAAA